Vespula pensylvanica (western yellowjacket) is the source of this 1193-nucleotide messenger RNA. Its product is annotated as motile sperm domain-containing protein 1-like. Lineage: Eukaryota; Metazoa; Arthropoda; Insecta; Hymenoptera; Vespidae. Gene Ontology annotation, cellular component: cytoplasm. Bases 397 to 1176 code for a protein of 259 amino acids. The transcript is spliced from 7 exons. The record is from RefSeq and is a predicted model, not a curated record.
AUCAUUUUAAAUGAUUAUUAGGAAAGAAAUUGUUUUUAUUGGCUUAUCCCUAACUUUCGAUUUAUCAAAAUUUCGUGAUAGUAAUAAUUGGUCAUUUUUUUUGUGAAGUGAGAUAUAAAAUGAUUGUGAAAUUAAAUCCCUUGAGAUUUGCACAAAUUUUGGAUGAAACGAGCAUCAACAUCCACCGAUAACUUUUAUUCCACUCGAACUAAUUCACAUGUUAAAGUCCGAUCUAACAUAUGACGUUUAUAUUCGACCACACUGCAUUUGACAAAGACAAAUAUUUUUAGGUCAGUUGCUGCAGUAAAUAUCAUAUUAUUCCUUGCAAUUACGAUGGAGUACUUUUGAUUAGAUUAAUCGUAAUGUGCAUGGGUUAUGUAAACAUAAUCGUACAUAAUGCAGUCCCAGUUAGCAGCAACUCCUCGAAAAUUACCUGUGUUUGUCUUCCCUUCAAGCAUUACUUUUUAUCUAGAAAAUCAAUCUACUCAUAAACAAGUUUUGACUUUAUAUAAUCCAUAUGAUUUCCCAGUAAAAUUCAAAGUGCUUUGUACUGCACCAAAUAAGUACAAAGUUGUCGAUCCCGAAGGAACGAUAAAGGCAAAAUGUUGCGUUGACAUUGUUGUAAGACACACAGCUCUUUUAAUUAGUAAUUGCAAUGUGACUGAUAAAUUCAGGAUACAAAUGCAAGAACAUCCGAGUAAACAGGCAACAGGUAAACGAGAUGUUGAAGCUACAUUGUUACCUGGAACUUCAGAGACUGCUGGAAGAGCAACUCCAGAUCCAGAAAUGUUUCAACAACUUCCAAUAAAUGAAACUAGGCAACAACAAUCAUAUGCGCUUAUAACUCAAAAUAGAACAAUUGACAACACUUCACUCAAGAUACAUAAAAACUUAUUACAGUUGCAGUAUGAUUUAUUUCAUGGAGAAAUUCAAGAUAAAAUUACAAAUAUGUUUCUGAGCUCAAAUAUGAAAAAUGCCAAUUGUAUCAUUGUGGAUAAAGGAGGAACAAACUAUGUAGCACUUAUCGCAGGAAUUAUUUGCAUAGCUGGGCUACUUCUACCAACAGAAGGAGAACGUAGCCACACAGUGCCUGAUUACCUCCAUCUUUCCAUAAAUUUUAAAUUAAUAUUUUCGUUCGUAUUAGGUAUGGUAACAAUUAUAAUCUUAAGGUUGUAAUUUGUGGCUGGUUAUAU